AUGUCCAUGGGAAGAGGAUUUGAAGUUGAUGUAGCACUGGAAGUUGUACAUCUGACAGAUGAAUAUUGGGACAAAGUGGUUUCUUACAUUAUUGAUGAGUAUAAAUGUGGGCGUACACCUAACCCUGAUCUUCUUUGCAAUACAAGAAUCAAAUUUGGUGCGUUCAUGGAUGCCCUCAGUAACAUGGAUUUUGAGUUUGUUGCUUCCGGACAUUAUGCAAAAGUUAUUCACCCCCUUACAGAUGAAACCAAUGAGCUUUCAUUUCUUCAGCUGUCAAAGGAUAUGAUAAAGAUAUGCUCUACUUAUUUUCAUUACCAACUUCCUGAUACUUAUUAUCAGGAUGAAGUCCAAAGAUUUGCCCGGAAAGUUGAUUUUCCUAACCAGGAAAGAAGGGACUCACAGGGAAUAUGCUUUCUUGGGAAGGUUCGACAUGGCCUGGUUUUCUAUGAUUGCAGUUUGCAUAUAGAAGAAAAAGAUGGUAUUGGCACCGUCCAACUGAAGGUAGGAAAAGAGGAAAAGUUAGACAAGUUUGAGCUUCCAGCAAAUAUAAAGUUUUUGCCAGAUCCAUGGAAACCUAAAUCUGGAUUAGUGACAGCCGCACUCAAGUUAAAGAGGGAACAAUUGAAGGCCAAAUUUAAGGAUGAUUCACAAAAGCUAUACGAGUGA
This is a messenger RNA of Lactuca virosa, 666 nucleotides long. The record is from the annotation of a GenBank genome assembly. Lineage: Eukaryota; Viridiplantae; Streptophyta; Magnoliopsida; Asterales; Asteraceae.